AGUCCGCUUGCGACCGCAUUGGCGGCAACGUCGGCUCCGACCAACCGUCUGAUAAGACAGUUCGGAAUAGUGAUAUUUUUUUAGUCUUGUGCUUUUACGUAUCGGAAACCGAUAGUGUUGGUAAAAUCAGUUGUUACGUAUAUGUGAUAGGUACAGACGUUCAUAUCGACAUUUUAAACUUUACUACGUUAUGUUAUCGUGACAAAUAUUAAAACCAGGACAUUACAUUUCGGGAGAAGUUAUCAUGACUUGUAACUCGUUUGGAUUUAUGUGCUGCUUAUGAUAAGCGGGAAGCUACUACCAAAACUUGUAUUACAAAAGGAUAGAUACCAAAGAAAAUGUGUGCCAAAAUGUUGUUGUAUAGUUUGUCCAUGUUCUCUGCGAUCAUAUCAUGGAUUGGAGUGGUAGCUGAGGUGGAAGUUUCUUCACCACUAAGAGUGGCACAAUGUAGAGCAACAUGUUUGCAAAAGUUUGCGAUGCCGAGACCCAGCGGGGAGUCAUCGUGCCUGCAAGGCCCUGACUGUUUUAUGUGUUGGGAGAAUUGUGAACUACUACAGUCCAACUAUGAAGUCUGGGGAGCGGUCUGCGAUGAAAAAGAUAUAUGUUUCCCCGGCUGCAAAGUCGCGUGCGAAUUUCACACGGAGGCAGCACGUGCAUCUCAAACGCAACCCGUCAUUCACACAAAAGGGGAAGGGGUCAUGAGGGUUAGCGGAGCUCUCGCAAGGUGGCCUCCUCCUGCACCACGUGCGUCCUCUCACCCUGACCCACUCGUCUACGUCGUGAUGCGUCGAGCUGCUGAAGGCCCCUGGCGACAAAUCAUACAAACACAAUCCUUAGCUACCAGGGUACCAUCAAACAACGAAGGCGCUCUCCUCAGAGUCCUUGUCGUAGACCCACAAGGCUUAGUCACAAUCUAUAGCCCUGACGAAACAUGGGAGGCCCAUGAUACCAAUUCAUCAAACCACGAUGAACAUAAGUGGACCUUGAAAGAAAUCUCGCUUAUUCAUCAAAAGGUUUUAGUUAUUGGUGAAAUUGCUUGGGAACCCAGAAUAGUGAGAGGUGUAUACCUCGUUACUUGGGAAGUUGAUGGGGGUGGCCUAAAAGGAAACCUGUUUACAGAUUCCACGCGAGUGACUUUAUCUCUGUGGCCAGAUACCAUAUAUCAUAUACAAGUAGAAUUGGUAUCUCGAACGCCAGGAGUGGAUAAUGAAAAGUCAGAGACUAUGACGAUUGACACGAGUCGAGCUCAGCGUGUUUCUACUGAGAGCGUGCAGGAUGUUCAAGUUAGUGAAGGAGAUCGUCUUAUGUCUGUUCUUGUCAGUUCCAUGCGAGGAGAAAGGGUACCAGAGAGGGCUCCUGACUCAGAACUAGUACUAGGCUGCCUGUCAGCUAUGAUCGCAUUUGGAUUGGCGGUGCUUGCAGCCGUUUUAUGGAGACGGAGACGACGAGGCACCUUUCCAGGGACCAAUGUCUACGUAGGCUCAUCCUCAGUGCUCAAACGAAAGUUAGUUGAGGAUUUCGCGCCAGCUACACAUUGCUUCCAGCCAGUCCUUGCUCCGGAAGUGCCAAAUAGCGAAACUGUCCCACGGGACGUUGUCGUGUGACGUCACAGUUACGACAUGCUGUCAGUGGAAGACCGCGCAUACAGUUCCUAAAUUGUCGGACUAUAUUAUCGUGAUUUAAACGCUAUUUCCAUGGUGAAAUAUUCACGUGUGAUAAAAUUAAAGUUCGAACAAUUCAAAGUGUGUAGUAACAAGAGGUUAUGAUUUCUCAUAACGAACGUUACGUGUUAUGUUUUUAUUAAAAUAAACUUUUUGAACUCACUGUGAAUGUAAAUGCUACUGUACACCUAAUGUGAAUUUUUUGUAUGUAGAGUUAGGGAGAUGUAAAUUGAGAAAUGUUCUAAUGUAUUUAUGAAAAACAGUAAGGUUAACACCAGAAAAUUUAGUGAUGUACAUAAUAUUUGUGUUAAGAACAGAAUAGUGAAAAUAAUUUUCUAAAUUUAAAAAGCGGUUUAUACAGCUUGUACAUAACGGUUUAUGAUAAUAUGUGUACUACCAUUAAGUUGUAACACGUGAAAUUAUGAACUAUUCUUUUCAUUUCUAAAUGAAGAUUUUUCUAUGGAACCAUGUUUUGUAGAACUAUAUGUAUAUUCAUUACUAGAACUAUUUUUACAACUAGUCCAUACUACUGUUUAGUUAAAAUUAUAGCUGUUAGAUAUAUUUUACUAUUGAUAGUUUUGACAUGGAACUUAUUCACUGUAGUAAACUUUACGAUAUCUUCAGCAAUAAAACUUAAAUGUAUGUAUUUGUAAAUAUUUGAAGCGUUUAUUGUAUAAAUGAAAAUAACAGAGAAAUUAUAUUUUUCUUGGCCGCCAACAUACAUUCUUUUAUAUGUUACGAGUGAUUGAGUGUAAUUAUAU
Diatraea saccharalis (sugarcane borer) is the source of this 2422-nucleotide messenger RNA. Lineage: Eukaryota; Metazoa; Arthropoda; Insecta; Lepidoptera; Crambidae. The record is from the annotation of a GenBank genome assembly.